Molecule: messenger RNA, 2568 nt
Organism: Strongylocentrotus purpuratus (purple sea urchin)
Lineage: Eukaryota; Metazoa; Echinodermata; Echinoidea; Camarodonta; Strongylocentrotidae
Product: adhesion G-protein coupled receptor G2-like
Exons: 13
Coding region: 1-2568 (855 amino acids)
Biological process (GO): G protein-coupled receptor signaling pathway; cell surface receptor signaling pathway
Cellular component (GO): membrane
Molecular function (GO): G protein-coupled receptor activity
Source: RefSeq, a predicted model, not a curated record
AUGGGCAAGAGCGUAGAUCUCACAUGCGGCUUCAACAAUGCUGAAUCUUACACGUGGUACAAAGAUGGUCAUCCUCUACCCAACAAGACAAAUCUACACAUUCUACACAUACCACACGUUUCCACAAGUGAUAUUGGAUAUUACUUCUGCCGAGGCUUUGGAAAUGAAGGAUCUAUAGACACGAAGAUGGCAUCUAUCUACAUUAAAGGUCUUACGAAUGAUACCUCUUUCAAGGACCUGUCUCCAUCGGUGGUAUGCAACGAUCUCACCCGGCAGGCAGUUGUGAUUGCUCAACUGAAUGUCUACAUCGAGAAUUCCAUUCUGACUGCUGCAUUUGAUGAACUAAAUCUUGUUCGUCAAGCUCUUGUUGAUUUGGCUGAAAACUCGAGUGGUUUUCUCGAUGUCCGCAGUGUAGAAAUCGAGAACACGGUGAUCUGCAAGAAUACGACAUGGACGUCAUCGCGUUUUGGACUAAUCAGUUUCCUAGAGGGUGAGAACGGAGAGUCGGGGAACUCAACUGAAGUAUGUCCAUUCAACAGAGCAAACGCUGACCAACCAAUCGGUCGUGCCAUAUGCGUAGGUGAUCUGAUUUCACAGAGUACGUGGCGUCCCGAUCCCAUGGAUAACUGUGGAACAUUAAGAAAUGUCAGUGAUUUACUUAGCCAGCUUUCAAAGGUUAUCGUUUCAGAUAAGAAUGUUCAUAAGCUCAGUGAAAAUGUCAGUUUGGCGACAAAUAACACCGAUGAUAUCGCCUCUGAUGACAUUUCUUCGAUUGCAAAUAUAAUUUCAAAUAUCAGUGAUGUUGCACAAGGGAGCUACAGUAAAAAGGUUACUGAAUCCAUUGUUGCCAUAGUGAGUAACAUCGCUGAGGUUGACACAGAAACACUUGAAUCAGCAUCAGCCUCUGUCAGAGAUGUCGUUAAAGUAUUUGAGAAGCAGAUCGACAGGAUUAAUGUAGUGGAAGGCGGAAAUCUUACCAUUCAACAACCAAAUAUUGCUGUGCAGGUCCAAAGUGUAUCUACCGAUGCCAUCUCAAACGGUCUAGUCCUCUCGUUAACAGGAGACAGCAAUUCUGAUCUGACGGACUCCGACACCAGCAUCCACACUUCAAAUGAUGAAGCUACACAACCGAAUAAUAUUGCUGUUGUCAACAUACCAUCUGCCAUUUCCUCUGCUUUAUCGUCGAUAUCUGGAGGAAGUGCCAAUACUAGCAUCUUUGUUCGCGUGAUCUUCACUGUCUUUUCCACACCAGCCCUUUUCAUUUCUAAAUCAUUGAAGAACACGAGUGAAGGAACCGACCGAUCUGCUAACACACCUGUGAUAUCACUGAGCAUCGGGAACGAGACGAUAGCAAAUCUGACAGAACCCAUCAAUUUUACUUUUACCCCGAUAAAGACUAAUCUAACGAAUCCGUCGUGUUCAUACUGGGAUGUUGGCUUUGGUGAGUGGUCUCAAGAAGGGUGUCAUCUUAUUUCAUCAUCUGGAAUUAGAUCACCUGAUGAUGAUAACUGCGAUCCUCCUUCUGAUGAGAAACAGGAGAUCGUUUGUGGAUGUAACCAUCUCACCAACUUUGCCGUCCUUAUGGAUACUUCCAGAGAGGAUGGGCCUUCUGAACAAGCAUACGAAGUUCUAACGUACAUAGGAUGUUGCAUUUCAAUAGUAAGCCUACUUGUCACCCUUGCAACAUAUAUAUCAAAUAGAGUUCUGAGGGGAAAACAGACCAACCAGAUCUUUAUUUGCCUGUGCCUGACGUUACUCUGUCUCUACGUAUCGUUCAUUGUCAUGAUGUCCCUGGACAGCGCCAAACGUCAAUGUCAUGUAAAGGCAGGUCCAUGCGGGUUCAUUACGGCGCUCGUUCACUUCUUCGUUCUAUCUUCGAUCACGUGGAUGGGUGUGGAGGGAUACAAUGCUUAUCUCAUCAUCGUCAAGAUCUUUGAUACUUACAUUCCACAAUUCAUGGUCAAAGCUGGUGCCGUUGCUUGGGGUAUUCCUGCAAUGAUUGUCAUUAUAACUGGAGCCAUUGCCCAGGACAAAUACGCGCACGAAGAUCUAUGUUUUCUCCAAUUGUGGGCUCAAAUCGGGGGUCUCUUUAUUCCCAUGACAAUCAUCAUCCUGUUCAAUGUCGUCAUCUUUGCCCUCGUCGUCCGUCAACUGAUGAAGUUUUCUAAUGUCGCUGGUCGGGUCGAGAGAGAGGCCAAGGUGGAACGUAGAGAGAGCAUCGAACGGGUUCAAAAUGCAAUCUGUAUCCUCCUUCUGCUUGGUCUUACAUGGAUCACUGGAUACUUCCUGAUGAUGCGAGAAUUCAGUCAGGUGGUUGAGCCAAUCUUCAUUGUACUGAACUCAUUUCAAGGACUGUUCAUCUUCCUGCUCUACUGUGUUCGUAAACCAAUGGUUCGUAAGCAGUGGGGACUGACCUGUCUUGCAGCAAGAAUCAGGAGACAAGAUGUUACCACAUCGAGUAGCGGCACGCAUAGCUCUAAGAAUACGUCCUCGUCAGCAGCGACUGAUGUUGUCCUUGUCAGCAUGAGCAAGAUACCGAAAGAGAAGAGCAUCGAGACAUUCGUGUAA